AAGCGUCGGCGCACAGAAGGAGGGCACUAGGACCGCCCGCCGGGGUGUGGAAAGGUCUGGUGCCCGGGGCAGGAAUAGUGCCCCGGAGCCAGUCUCCCGGGAAGCCGGCUCUGGGAGGGCGGGGAUUGCGCACCGCCCCGGAAGUGGAGGUGGAGGGCUUUGUUUCCGGGAGGGAAUCUUCCUGGACGGACCGCGAGCGGAGGUAGAUUCCUGCUUGUGUUUGAAAUGCAGUUAACACAUCAACUAGACCUAUUUCCUGAAUGCAGGGUGACACUUCUGUUAUUUAAAGAUGUAAAAAAUGCUGGAGACUUGAGAAGAAAGGCCAUGGAAAGCAACUUUGAUGGCGCACUGAUAAAUCCUACAGUGAUUGUCGAUCCAUUUCAGAUACUUGUAGCAGCAAAUAAGGCAGUUCACCUCUACAAACUGGGAAAAAUGAAGACAAGAACUCUGUCUACUGAAGUUAUUUUCAACCUUUCCCCAAAUAACAAUAUUUCAGAGGCUCUGAAAAAAUUUGGUAUCUCAGCAAAUGAUACUUCAGUUCUAAUUGUUUACAUUGAAGAAGGAGAAAAACAGAUAAAUCAAGAAGACCUAAUCUCUCAAGUAGAAGGUCACCAGAUUUCUCUGGAAAAUCUUUCUGAAAUAACAAAUAUUGCAGAAGUCAAAAAGAUAUAUAAACUGUCUUCACAAGAAGAGAGUAUCGGGACCUUAUUGGAUGGUAUUAUUUGUAGAAUGUCAACAAAAGAUGUUUUGUGAAAUGUUUUCAUUAUUAACUGAAAGUUCCAGCAUUAAAGAAACAUUGACUCUUG
Molecule: messenger RNA, 806 nt
Organism: Dipodomys spectabilis (banner-tailed kangaroo rat)
Lineage: Eukaryota; Metazoa; Chordata; Mammalia; Rodentia; Heteromyidae
Gene: Tprkb
Product: TP53RK binding protein
Exons: 5
Coding region: 226-753 (175 amino acids)
Biological process (GO): telomere maintenance via recombination; tRNA threonylcarbamoyladenosine modification
Cellular component (GO): cytosol; nucleus; EKC/KEOPS complex
Source: RefSeq, a predicted model, not a curated record